AUGAAAGAGUUGGAUUAUCAAAAAACGUGUCAAGGAUAUUCUAAAGGUCGUUUUGUAUGCUGUUUGCUGCUUGGACUUUUAACUGGAUUACUUCUCUCGACUAAUGAAAUACCCGGAAGGCUGUUUCACUACCACCAACGAAAUACUUAUAAUUAUCGAAAAAAUUACUUAUCAAAUAUAUUAACAGAAUAUAUCUUCAAAAAUAUUGAUCACAAAAGUGAUCAUCAAAUUAAAGUAUCAAAUUCACCUGAUAACUUGAACAAGGAAAGUACUGAGAGUCUACGAAGAAAUAGGUAUACCAAUACUGAUGAUAACAAAACUAACUUAACUUUAUCACUUGAUCCUCCGUUGAAAGUGCACAUAGAUAUAAAUCACUCAAGGAAAUUGUAUAAUAAAAUAAGAAUAUUAUGCUAUAUCAAUACACAUCCAGGGAAUUAUUAUAAGAAAGCUAUCCAUGUACAUAACACGUGGGCUAGAAGGUGUACAAAACACCUAUUCAUAAGCACAAAACCUGAUCCAGUUCUACCAAUAGCUGUUUUAAAACUACCAUAUCCAGAAGUAAGGAUGCAUCUGUGGAGUAAAAUUCGGGCAGCACUUCGUUAUAUUUACCAAUUUCGCGACGAUUUCGAUUAUUUUUGA
Molecule: messenger RNA, 639 nt
Organism: Heterobilharzia americana
Lineage: Eukaryota; Metazoa; Platyhelminthes; Trematoda; Strigeidida; Schistosomatidae
Source: the annotation of a GenBank genome assembly